Messenger RNA from Aphanomyces invadans, 1430 nucleotides. RefSeq lists its product as hypothetical. The transcript is spliced from 2 exons. Bases 23 to 1366 code for a protein of 447 amino acids. The record is from RefSeq and is a predicted model, not a curated record. Lineage: Eukaryota; Oomycota; Saprolegniomycetes; Saprolegniales; Verrucalvaceae. Gene Ontology annotation, cellular component: endoplasmic reticulum membrane; oligosaccharyltransferase complex.
GCACCACACAGAGGCCGCUGACAUGGCGUCCAAGAUUCGGCGGCUAGUUCUGGCUGUUGCUGCAAUCCUUGCAGUCGUAGCACAUGCUGCCCGCGUUGCUAUCUUUCUGGAAGAGCACGAGACUGCCACAUCGAACAGCUUUGGCGUGUACUUUGGUCACCUGCACGAACGAGGACAUGAAGUUUCAUUAUUCCAUCAGUCGUCUCCCAGCUUCGCCCUGUUCUCGUAUGGCGUGCUACAAUACGAUCAUGUCGUGAUCUUGGCCCCAUCGCUCACGACAUUAGGAGCAACUGUGCUGGACAAAAAGUCGCUUUUGUCGUUUGUCGAGCAGGGCGGGAAUGUGAUCGUUGCGGGAAGCUUGCGAUUGUCGACCAUGUUGCGCGAGUUCGCGGCGGCUUUGGGAGUCGCGUACGACAAGAAAGGAACAGUUGUGAUGGAUCACGUGCAUCACGUUGGAGACAAGAGUGACGUUUACCACUCCCAUUUGACAACCCAACGAUGGAUCCAGUCACCGCUCGUGGUAGGCCAUCCCUCAAAGCCAAUUUUCUUCAACGGCAUUGGCAUGGCGCUGGAUGCGACCAAUGUUCUUGGCGUCAAGGUCCUGUCAGCGGAACCAACGGCGUACUCGGCGUCUCCUACGAAGCAUCCUCUCGAACCUACCUCUGCAACGUUCGGGACAAAUGUCGCUCUCGUCACAGCCAUUCAAGCCAGGAACAAUGCACGCGUGAUCUUCACGGGCUCCGUGGAUUUAUUCAAGGACACGUACUGUUCGACCUCGUCGAGCUAUGGUAACGGCGCCUUCGUUGAGGCAGUGACGAAGUGGGCAUUCGGCGAGCGGGGUGUCCUGCGCGUUUCCAAUGUCCAUCAUUCCAAGGAAGACGGGUCCUUGCCAGAUACGAUGCUAGGUCCGAUCGACCGUCCCGAUCAGCCCAUUACUCUCUACCCGGACGCCGAAGUGGCUCGAAAUUCUCUGGUUUACCGCAUCAAGGACAACGUGACGUAUUCAUUUGACGUGCAUGAGCGACAAGAAGAUGGCACAUGGACUCCGUUUGCCGCCGACGACAUGCAGCUUGAAUUCGUCAUGCUGGAUCCGUACGUGCGCAAGACGUUGGCCCACAACGGUGACGGCCAUUUCUCAGCAACAUUCACGGCCCCCGACGUGUACGGCAUCUUCCAGUUCCGAGUCAUGUACCGUCGGGUGGGGUACUCGGUGCUCCACUGGACGACCCAGGUCAGCGUUCGGCCAUUCAAGCACGACGAGUAUGAACGAUUCCUCCCGGCGGCCUACCCUUACUACGCCUCGGCCUUCUCGAUGAUGGCAGGCGUGUGGCUAUUUACCAUUCUCUUCUUGCUUGGCCACGACUAGGUGCUAUUCCUGAAAUAGUGAAAAUAUUGUGCUAACUGGAAUUAUCAAAAUAUUUUAUGUGGAC